Molecule: messenger RNA, 5623 nt
Organism: Myripristis murdjan (pinecone soldierfish)
Lineage: Eukaryota; Metazoa; Chordata; Actinopteri; Holocentriformes; Holocentridae
Gene: znf407
Product: zinc finger protein 407
Exons: 10
Coding region: 307-4776 (1489 amino acids)
Biological process (GO): regulation of DNA-templated transcription
Molecular function (GO): zinc ion binding; DNA-binding transcription factor activity, RNA polymerase II-specific; RNA polymerase II cis-regulatory region sequence-specific DNA binding
Source: RefSeq, a predicted model, not a curated record
UGCUAGUUAUUUUAAAACUUCAUGUACGGUGUCAUGUUUAUAGGCGCGUUAGCCGUUCCUCGAUGUUUUUGCAGUCACUACUAUUACUGUAUUAAGUAGUAAUCCAAAGGUCGAUGUUAGCCUCCUUUUUGGGCCUCUGUGCUGCCGUCGUUUUCGAAGCCUAAGACUGCACAAAUCCCGCCUCUGCCAACAUGCGAUUGGAUGAAAGAGUUAAAAUCGCAUUUUCAUUGGCCGCGCUGAGUUUGAUCAAAGCUUUGUUCACAGCGAUCAACUUCACUUUUACAAGAGAGUACAGCAAGAUAUGAUAUGGAUAAAACAUUGAUGUCAGGGAAGGAGGUUGCUGAGGACAAGGUGCCUAAAGAUGACACAGGAGGCAAAGUGCAGAAAGACAUCGAGGAAAUGGAGACGGAUGAAACUGCCUCACCCACAAAGACUGCUGACUCUGAUGAAGCAGAUGAGGAGCUGUCUGAGAAGCCGUGGCCACACUACACGCCUCAAGAUGGAGACGACCUCUGCAGUAUCUGUGGCUUUCUAGCCAAAUGCCCAAGAGCACUGAAGAUACAUUCUGCAAGAAAACAUGGGAAAUUGAUGAAAAAGAACGCUAAGUCGACAGCAAAUCCAGUGGAAGAUGGUGAAAAUGCCUCUAAUGCAGGUCCAGAUGAAAACCCAGAGGAGGUGGGCCUGCACAAACAAAAUGCCGGUGAGGCUGAUCAAAACCAGGAGGCUGAGGCCGGAUCUGGUCUUGAUGAGGUGAGAGCAGUAGCCAAAGAUCAUGGGAUAUAUGCAAAGGGUUCUGCUAAGGAGAGGACAGAGGACAAAACGCAGGAAACUCAAGAAGAGAGCGUCCCCACCCAAGUGAGAAGAGUGAGCAAACGAACCCCAAAACCCAAGAUUAUUUAUUCCUGCAACUACUGUGGACAAGAGUUUAGGGACAAGCCCUUACUAGAGGUGCAUGUCAACAGACACCACACCAAAGACACCCCAUACACAUUUGAUGCUGAUGAGAACAUGGAUGAAGAGGAGGCAGCAGCUCUUGGCAACACCCUGAGGGUUAUCCCAGCACCCGUGGCACCCAAACGCUUGCUCAGCAGGUUCCAGUUGAAAUGUAUGAGCUGUGAUUUUAGGGUUGGCACCUCUGCAUUAUUAGAGAGCCAUGUUCGAGUCAAACAUCCCAGUCAGGACUGGCACCGCUGCAAAUUAUGUAAUUUUUUUUCGGCCACAGCUGAGUGGAUGCAGACUCACCUGUCCUCAGAUAGCCACAAGCAGCAUCAGACGGGGGAGAAAAGCACCGGAUCAUCUUCAUUUGAGAACCAUGUCGAGAGGGUCAAACGAGACAGUACUGGGGAUGAUGUCGUUAUGGAUAAUGUGGCUGAAGAGACAGGUGAAGAAGGAGAAUCUCCACUGUCAGAAGGAGACCUUGAAUCUGAGGAGGCAGUUGAGGCUGCUGCAGUUGUGUUGGCUGAGGGGGAAGCAUCAGAUGAGCCUCCCAGGAAGAAAAGGGGGAGGCCAAAACAGGCGACCACCACCACUUGUGGAUACUGUGGCCUGGUAGUGUCCAACGCUACCAACCUUAGUGUUCAUGUGCGCCGUAAGCAUAGCAAGGAGUAUGGCUACAACUGCACUCUCUGCAACUACAGCUGUGUGACCAAAGGAGACAUGGACCGCCACUGUAUCACAAAGAAACAUGUUAGACGUGCACAGGAGUCUGCGAAUAAGAAAGCAGUCAACACUGAGACAAACACACCAGCCCAGGAACCAAAAGCCGUCUCUCAGAACGCAGAUAAAGAAGCAGAACCUGACAGCACAGGCUCCAAAGAAAACAGUGGAGAAGAACAAGCAAAGUCAGACACAAGCAGCAAAAAGAGUAAAUAUGACUCUGUUAAUGCCUGCAGCCAUUGUGAUUUUGUAGCUCAUUCAAUCCCUUCACUCCAUCUUCAUGUGAAGAGAAAGCACACCAAAGACUUUGAGUUUGUCUGUCUAGCAUGUAGCUACUAUGCUGUGACGAGCAGGGAAAUGUCUCGCCAUGCUGCCACAGACAAGCACAAGUUGAAAAGCCAGAAAUACCUGGAGCCAGUGGGGAAUGAUGGUCUGAGAACGUUGCCGCUUCCAGUGAAGCUGAAGGAGGUCAUUGAGCAGGUGGAAGUAGAAGAUACUGACCCUAACCCAAAACCUGAAGCUGAAACUGUUAGCCCUGAAACUGCUCAUAUAGAGGAGUCUGAGGUUUGUUCUGAUGAUAGCCAAACUGUCGAUGGCCAGCAUAUAGCUCCAGCCACCCCGCCCACAGAGGCUGGUGAUGCCGUGGCCUGCGAGAAUGCAGUUAAAAUUGUAGUAAUGACUGGCAGUGUUGAAACACAGGCCGAAACCACAUCUUGCACCGGUGAGGAGGCGGAUCCGGCCACCGAGGCUGUCUUACCUGCGACAGUGUCUGAUACUGAGAAGGCUCCUGCAGAGCUCCAGCCUGUAGUGGAACAGUCUACUGGGCAGGGGAUGAAGGGCAACAGCCCUUUGACAGAGACACAGCUGUCCAGAAGCAACCCCUUCGAUCCUUGCAUUGUAUCUAUGAAGGUCCUCGCUGAGCAAGAGCAGGCUCUGCAAGAGGGCCUGUCUCUGGAAGGGGAAGCUGCUGUUAUAUGUCUGACUGGAGGAUCAUCGGUGCUCCCCAACUUCACUGCUCCCAGUCCUGCCCCCCAUGUCAAGAAGAUCAAACCCAAGGAGGUGAAGGUGAAAGAUGAGACCAAAGGUCCCACUGCUCGCAUCCGCUGUGACGACUGUGGCUUCAUGGCUGAUGGCCUUAGUGGCCUCAAUGUUCAUAUCUCCAUGAAGCAUCCAUCCAAGGAAAAGCGUUUCCACUGCAUGGUUUGUGGCAAGUCAUUCUACACUGAGAGCAACCUGCACCAGCACCUGAGCAGUGCAGCCCACCUCCGCAACGAGCAGAACAGUGUUGAGGAGCUGCCCGAAGGGGGGGCCACCUUCAAGUGCGUCAAAUGCACAGACCGCUUUGAAACAGAGCAGGAGCUGUUUGUCCACAUCAAAGAGAAACACGAGGAACUCCUGAGGGAGGUCAACAAGUACGUGCUGGAAGACACAGAGCAGAUCAACCGUGAGCGCGAGGAGAACCAAGGCAGUGUGUGUAAAUACUGUGGAAAGGUUUGCAAGAGCAGCAACUCCAUGGCUUUCCUGGCACACAUACGCACACACACCGGAUCCAAGCCCUUCAAGUGUAAGAUCUGCAACUUUGCGACUGCCCAGCUGGGAGACGCCAGGAACCACGUGAAGAGACACCUCGGCAUGAGGGAGUACAAAUGCGACAUCUGCGGGUGGGCCUUUGUGAUGAAGAAGCACCUCAGCACUCACCUGCUGGGAAAACACGGAGUUGGACAGCGUAAAAUGAGGAAGUUUGAUUGUGAGGUGUGCGAGCGCUCCUUCAGUGAAAAGUGGGCCCUGAACAACCACAUGAAGCUGCACAGCGGAGAGAAACCAUACAAGUGCGCCUGGCCGUCCUGCCAUUACGCCUUCCUCAACUUGUCGGCCAUGAAGGAUCACUACAGGACGCACACAGGGGAGAAGUCUUACUUGUGUGACCUGUGUGGUUUUGCAGGAGGCACAAGACACGCCCUCACCAAACACAGACGGCAACACACAGGAGAGAGGCCGUUCAAAUGUAAGCUGUGCAACUUUGCCUCCACCACGCAGUCCCACCUAUCGCGGCACAAGCGUGUUCACACCGGGGAGAAACCAUACCGCUGCCCCUGGUGCGACUACAGAUCCAACUGUGCUGAGAACAUCCGGAAGCACAUUCUCCAUACGGGGAAACACGAGGGAGUUAAGAUGUAUAACUGUCCCAAAUGCGACUUCGCCACCAACUCCCCCACUGAGUUCCGCAACCACCUAAAGGAGCAUCACCCUGACAUUGAGAAUCCAGACCUCGCCUACCUACAUGCAGGUAUUGUGUCCAAGUCGUUUGAGUGUCGUCUGAAGGGUCAGGGAGCUACGUUUGUGCAGGCAGAACCUGGGACCACCCCUUCGACCAGGACCCUGGCAGAGGCAUCCAUCCAGGACGAGCCUGUCCAGCAGGUCAUCAUCAUCCAGGGCUACGGGGACGGGGAUGUGGACCAGACCCUGGAGGAAUCGGCCGCCGCCACCCUGCAGACACUGGCCAUGGCCGGCCAGGUGGCUGAGGUGCUCCACAUCACCGAAGACGGGCAAGUCAUUGCCUCAGGCAGGGAGGUGGCGUCGGGAGGGGCGCACCUCGCCGGAGGCAGCACCCAGUAUGUGGUGCUGGAGUCAGGGGAGGCCAGGGACGAGCUGCAGGCCGCGGCUAGAGGAGGGGUGGCGGUCGCAGCGGCGGGACAAAGCCACAUCGUGUCCGAGUCGUCCACGGCUCUGGACGCCCUGCUCAGUGCCGUCAGUGAGAUGGGCCAGCAGGAGGAGAUGGGAGGAGAGAUAUCCGUGCCUCAGGCCGUCCUGACCGCCGAGGCGGCGGAGGAGGUGCAAAGACAGGUUCUGGAGGAGGUGAAGCAGGAGCAGGACGAUGAGCCUGUCAUCCAGGGGGCCAGUCAGGAGGAGAUGCAGGAGGUGCUGCAGAUCGCAGCUUCCCAGAUGAUGAAGGAGGGCCUGACCCAAGUCAUUGUUAACGAUGAGGGCACCCACUACAUCGUGACGGAGCUGGACGGCUGCACUCUACAGGUGGAGGGAGGCAUCUACGGGGAGGCGGGGGGGAUGGUCCAGCAGGCGGAGCAGCAGGCGGGAGCAGAGAUGGUGGUCUAUCUCGACUGACAUUGUCCUGGAAAGACAGAGACGAGACUGAAGCUCAAAGUCCAAUUUGUCACAUUUACUGUACAGUGCAGCAACACGGUUCUGCUGAAGUCUGCUCUCGGCCAGAGAUUUGCCUGAGAAUCUGUCUCUCAGAGUCUUCCACUUCUUUUUUUCUCAAAAAAUCAUCCCAUCUCUGUCUUUUUCUCAUUUCCUUCUCUUGGGCUAUGAUAUACUCAGGUUAACCAUCAUUUUGUGUAGUGACAAAGAGAGGAGAAAGGUUUUGGUGCUAAGUGAGUUAACGUGCAAUCCUCACAACCACCAUGAUUUCAUUAACCACUUUAUUAAAGACAUGCAGCUUUAGGAAGUAUAUAUUUUGAAAUGUCUUAUCUAAUAUGUUGAGUUAUGUUGAGUUUAACGGCUCCUUGAAAUUGAAAAUAUGUCCUCUAUUCUUUCAGAUAAAGCAGUAAAGAUUGCCACUGUUUUUUUUUUCUCUCUCUCUCUUUUUUUGUGAAUGUCAGCUUAGAGCUUGUUUUAUGAUGCAUUUUGCUGAUGGGUCAUGUGACUCUGAUUGCUUCAGUGCUGUUUAUUUCCUAAUGAGUUGUGUUCUAUGACAUUCUUUUCUUUCAUCUUCUUUUUGUUGAAUAUAAUUAGUUACAAACCAAUAUUUUGAUGGAUUUUUUUAAGGAAAAAAAAAAUAAAAAAGCAAACAUGGUCUAGAUGUUUUUUCUGCUUAACAACAUAGGAUUAAAUGCCUCGCAGAUUUCUGACAGCCCUGCAACUACUUCUAAGCUCAGCUCCGUUAAAUACUCCUGUACAAAACAUUCAUGCGUUUUGAUUUCUAACAAUAAAGGUUGACCUUCAUUUUUGA